Nelumbo nucifera (sacred lotus) is the source of this 384-nucleotide messenger RNA. Lineage: Eukaryota; Viridiplantae; Streptophyta; Magnoliopsida; Proteales; Nelumbonaceae. The record is from RefSeq and is a predicted model, not a curated record.
AUGGCUCCAUCUGAUACGAGAAGAACAGGAAGAAGACGAAGAACAAGAAGUAAAAUUCAAUACAAGACGUGCCUUCUCCAAUCAGAGAGUCCAGAGCCAUCACCACUGGAAUCGUCGUSUGCUUCUACCACCACAAGCUCAGAUAAGGUAUCGAAGAUCACCCACGACACAGACAGCAAUGGCGUCACUGAUAUGCCUAGCAGUGGCUGUUCCACUCCAAAGGCUCAAAGGUUUAGAAUACCAGAAAACCUGUCGUGUCCACCAGCUCCAAAGAAGCGGAGAGCAGCUUCACACUGUUCAUCACUGAGGCCUCCCAUCACUUUCUUUGUUCCUCCAGACUUAGAACUCUUCUUCUUCUUUGCACUUCGUGAUAUAUCAGUCUGA